This is a messenger RNA of Styela clava, 2623 nucleotides long. Its product is annotated as band 4.1-like protein 4. Gene Ontology annotation, biological process: actomyosin structure organization. Gene Ontology annotation, cellular component: cytoskeleton. The record is from RefSeq and is a predicted model, not a curated record. NCBI's taxonomy places the organism in Eukaryota, Metazoa, Chordata, Ascidiacea, Stolidobranchia, Styelidae.
AUUUACUUAAGUUACUUGGGAAUUAUGUUACCUGUAGAAAAGUUGAAUGCGAGAACAAUAGGUCUACCAGUCUAAGCAAGGAAUGAUAACUAUAUCUGUUUCUUUAUAAUGCUCUUUUCAUUACUACAUUUGGUAAAAUUCAUUUCACAAUGGCUGUAGUCUGGAUUUAUCGGUCAGUGUGCUGUUACGCUCACUCCAGAGAUAAUAAUUUUCAUUUGACAUCACAAAAUAACCGCCUUAAUUUUAUUUCACAGUCUGAAAUGUACAUUGCUUUGGCAUCUGUAACAUCCAGUAUAGUAUGCUUUGUUGUAAUAAAGCUACAACUAGUGAUUUUUCAUGUGAAGUAAUUUUACUGGAUGAUACCGUUUUGCCAUUCCGAAGUAACAUUCAUUUUAAGGAAAGCAAUAAGACACAAGGAAUAUUUGAUGCUGUAUGCGACCAUUUAAACUUAGCCGAAAGGGAUUACUUUGGAUUGCGGUAUAAAGAUAAAACAUUUCAAACCCACUGGUUGGAUUUAUACAGAAGAUUUCGUGAUCAUGAGGGAUUUAUUGAGGGUGAAAAUCCUCAUAAACUCCAUUUUGGGGUCAAGUUUUAUGUUGCUGACCCCACAAGUUUAAGAGAAGAGAUAACUCGCUAUCAGUUUUUCCUGCAACUAAAACAGGAUGUGUUAUCUGGAAGACUGCCAUGUGACUUCAAAAAAGGUGCCGAACUUGCUGCUUUGGUUCUGCAGUCUGAACUGGGUGAUUAUCAAAAUCAAGACCAUGCUCCUGGUUAUGCUUCGGAGUUUCGAUUCAUUCCAAAUCAAGAUGAAGAAUUUGAAAAUGUUGUCGAACAACUGCAUAAAGGAUACUCAGGACUUGUACCAUCUGAAGCAGAACUUAUGUAUUUGCGUAAAUGUAAACAACUCGAUAUGUAUGGACUUGAUAUUCACAAUGUUAAAGAUGAGUUUGGAACUGAUUAUAUUAUCGGUUUGUCAGCUAGGGGUGUUGAAGUACGGAAGUAUAAACGAAAAGUUCGGAUUCACUACUGGCCUUUGAUAAAUCAUAUAGAGUUCAAGGAUAAACAGUUCAAAAUUCAUGUAAAAAAUAAAAAUUGUGAUGAUUCUGUUUAUUUAUUUAUCACUCCUUCGCGACCGGCCAGCAAAUAUCUCUGGAAAAGAUCAAUCGAACAGCAUGCUUUCUUCCGACUUGUUCAAAGUGACAAUGCAGUAUCUUCUACAUCUCUUCUAGGGAAAAAAUUUAGGUAUAGUGGUCGUACUGAGGCCGAGAUGCUUCAUUCUCAAACUGAUCGAGAGGAACCUGAAGUCUUGAGAAACAGGAGCAAAAGGUAUCCAAGUCGUUCAUCAAUAAAUACACAAGAAAACUAUAGAAUAUCAAUGAAUCCAAAGAGAACAGAAAAUGGUUACACAUCCAAAUCAACAUCUCAAAGUGAAGUUUUUAAAACAGUGGGUUUGAAUGGAGAUCAAAGAAGCAUUAGUGAUGAAAAUUUACUCGAAAGGAAAGGUAUGUUUGGAACGACAACAGAAGGAGGAAUUAGCAACAAUUACAUAACUCCUAAAAGUGAAAGAAGGGAGCGAAACAGACACUUACAAUCGCUGAGUGACUCUGAGAACAAACACCGUAAGACAAGAUCAAGGCAUGGAAAAUCUAGUGGAGAAGAGUCUGAUGGGCCAAGCCGCCGAAGGAUACGAUCGAGAAAUCGCAACAGGGGUGAUAACAGUGGAAGUGAAGGUGAGGGUGUAAGAAGAAGACGCAGAAGGGCAUAUCAUACCGACACAGAAAUGUUAGAUAUGAAUUUGAAUCGGACUGACGAUAUUAAUGCACAAUUGAAUGUAGUCAAUGGAGUUCGUGAAAGGACUGGUGCUAAAACAGAUGGGGUAAGGUCAGAUGAUGGUAAAUCUGAUACUAGAUCUAAUCAUAGCAGGCACAAAAGAACAAGAAAGAAAAUGAAUCGAUUAUCAAGAGAAGAUGCAACUGCACAGCAUAUACUUUGGAAACAUAUUCAAAAAGAACAAGAAGAUCCGAGUAACUAUACAGAAGAACAGCUUCAGGAUAUUCCUUACACAGAAAUUAAAACUGAAGGCAACCCUUUGCCGUUAAAGCUCCGUCGCCAUAGUCGAGGACACAGUUCACCUGGUAAUCGUAGAAGCUCAUCGAAGUCUUCAAGCAUGAAUGGAAGGCCAAAAAGGGAAAGUUCUACAACAAUUGGAGAUGGUCUUGUGUCCCCACUUCCAGUGACAACAACAGUAGCAAGGGAUAAGUUAGCAGUCGGAGCUAAACAACAGUCAUCUCAUCAACAUGGAGGUAGGCACAAGACUAGAAGAUCUCCACCUGAUCCUAUGCAUGAUUGGGAUACUGAAGCAAGGCGUUAUAGUGCACAAAAAAGUUCUUCGAGAUCGAAACAUAAUUCUCCGAAUACAGAAACCCCACGAUCCGUGAAACUCAGUGGACUGGAUUUAACUGCCUCCACACAGGUUUAGGAAUUUUGAUUAAUGCUUGAUAUCAUUGUUGAUUUAUAUCUUCUAAUAUGGUAUAAGUUUUACCUAAGGCUUGCUAAGAAUUCAUAUAUUAUUAUUUUGAUAAAUGCAUGUAUUACAAUUUGAUUCAAAUAAUUUUCUACUCAU